ACGCAGGCGGCAUGAUAAGCACGCAGCACGAGCAGCCGGUGGCCGGCGUGCUGUCGCGUCGAUGCGCUCAGGCAGGAAUCUGCUGAAAAUCGAUGCGCGGUGAGAGCGGCUACAUUUCAGCGUUUAAUUCGUGAAAAUCGGUUGGGUAUUCGCUGAAUUAUCAUUAAAUAUAGAUUUGCAUAGUUUCCAUCUGUGACAAAAUGGCGUCAUUAAAAAAAGACAAUCGGAGAAUAAACAUCUUUUGUUUUUGGUGAUUUUUACUUAUUUAAACAGAAAUAAACACUAAAAAUUGUACAAACCAUAAAUAUAUCAUUGAUUAAUUAAUAUUCAUUAAUAUUGAGUAAAAUUUAUGUUUUAUUUUGAUAAUAUCCAAGUUUUUGGUGAAAAAUAGUUUAAAAUUGAAUACUACCGCCAUUUAAAGCAGAUGCAACGCCAUAACUUGGAACUAGAAGCACAACAAGCGCCUAAAAUCUCUUAAAACCGUUGUGGAAAUAUUUUUGAAGGUUAACAACUCAAGUUCUCGAAGGUUUUCUUCAAUAUUAUCUAAAUUAAACCAAUUUAAAAAAAAAAAUACACUACAAAAUGGCUCACUUAUCAAUUUCUCGUACAAAAACUAUCAUGAAAACAACAGACGGUGCUGAUUCCAUCAGUAAAGAAGCUGUUUUACUCACUAGUCGAGCAACAGAGUUAUUCAUCAAAGAAUUGGCUCUUGCUGGUUAUGCUGACUUAAAGAACUCAUCCAGUAGCAAAUUAAACUAUAACAACUUAGUUAAUGUUGUUCAUAAGGAUAGUAGAUAUAGUUUUUUGGAAUAUAUGAUUCCUAAGAAGAUUACUGUUAGAGAAUAUAAAGAAAUGAUGAGGAAGAAGGAGAAAGGCACUAGUUCUGAAUCUGGAACAACUGAUGAUUCUGAAGAAGAAGGUAGCUCUGCAUCUAAUGAGACUGGCAGUGAUGCUGGUAGUGAAGGCAAAUAGCCCUCACAGUGUCUUUUAAGUUAAUUUUAUAUUAAGUUUUAGUAUAAUUGGUAUAAAUUAUUUCAUUUUAGUUAAGUUAUUGUAACAAUACAAAUAGAAUUCACUGUUUUGUAGGUGAAAUGUGCUUUAUACUAUGUAUAUUAUCACAGAUUUAGUGUUAAUGCUAUGUAAUUAUUAUGAAAUAUUUUUUUACAAGAUAAAUUAUGUAUUUUUGAAAA
Messenger RNA from Dalotia coriaria, 1190 nucleotides. It is a transcript of the gene Chrac-16, whose product is annotated as chromatin accessibility complex protein 1. NCBI's taxonomy places the organism in Eukaryota, Metazoa, Arthropoda, Insecta, Coleoptera, Staphylinidae. Gene Ontology annotation, cellular component: nucleus; CHRAC. The coding region runs from base 583 to 972 and encodes 129 amino acids. Gene Ontology annotation, biological process: chromatin remodeling; DNA-templated DNA replication. Gene Ontology annotation, molecular function: protein heterodimerization activity. The record is from RefSeq and is a predicted model, not a curated record. The transcript has 2 exons.